This is a messenger RNA of Punica granatum (pomegranate), 1410 nucleotides long. The record is from RefSeq and is a predicted model, not a curated record. Lineage: Eukaryota; Viridiplantae; Streptophyta; Magnoliopsida; Myrtales; Lythraceae.
AUGGCAACUCCUGGCGGUUAUAUUGCUAACUUCUUCAUCAUUUUGUCCGUGUUGCUCAUGUUUUUGAGCUUAACGGGGGCAGAUUACAAUGUGGUGAGCUACGGUGCGAAACCCGAUGGAGCCACCGACUCGACCAAACCCUUCCUCAAGGCAUGGGCAGCCGCCUGCAGGUCUGCCAAGGCCGCCACCAUCUAUGUUCCCAAGGGGAGGUACCUGCUCAAGGCGGUGGAGUUUCGGGGACCAUGCAAGAGCAGGAUCACAGUUAGAAUGGCUGGUACCCUGGUGGCUCCGUCCAAUUACUGGGCACUCGGGAACUCCCUCCACUGGAUCCUCUUCAUCCAUGUUGAUAAGAUUACGUUCCUCGGAGGCACUCUCGAUGGUCGCGCUGCUAAAUUCUGGGCUUGCCGGAAAUCCGGACACAGUUGCCCACCUGGUGCAAGGUCGAUCACUUUUAACUGGGCGAAUGAUAUUCUGAUAAACGGACUGACGUCGAUAAACAGCCAGAUGGCCCACCUCGUGAUAAACAGUUGCAACAACGUCCUUGUGAAAAACGUGAAGAUGAUUGCUCCUGACCACAGCCCGAACACAGAUGGCAUUCACGUCCAGGGAUCGGUUGGAGUCACCAUCAUGGGGAGUACCCUCCAGACGGGAGAUGACUGCGUCUCCAUCGGCCCCGGCACCAAGAAUUUGUUUAUGACUAACAUCAAAUGUGGCCCUGGUCACGGCAUAAGCAUUGGAAGCCUUGGGAGGGAGCAGAAUGAAGAUGGGGUCCAAAAUGUGACGCUCACAAAUUCAAUAUUCAGUGGAUCGGACAAUGGAGUACGCAUAAAAUCGUGGGCAAGGCCUACCACUUCUUUUGUGAGGAACGUCCUCUUCCAGAAUUUGGUCAUGAAGAAUGUGGAGAACCCUAUCAUCAUUGAUCAAAAUUAUUGUCCUCACAGCCAAGGUUGUCCGAACCAAAGUUCGGGGGUGAAGAUAAGUGGAGUGAUAUACAAGAACAUACGAGGGACAUCAGCAACUCAGAAUGCAGUGAUAUUCGAUUGCAGCACUAGCAACCCUUGCAGAUGGAUCAGACUGCAAGACAUAAGCCUGAUGUACAUGAACAAACCCGCGUCUUCUUCAUGCAACAACAUAGGCGGCACGAGCGCGGGUGUUCUAGUCCCCAAGAGCUGUCUCUAGUAAGGACCGGUCUCAAACAACAGCUGAAUGGAAGGGCGGUCUUUUCCUUUUUCUUUUCUUUUCCCAUUUUUCCAUUUGAAGAUAUGUUGUAAGUUAGUGUUAAUAUAUAGGUGCUGUAGGAAUGUACACCACAUGGAACAAAGCAAGUCUAUUGAAGCUUUGAAUUCCAUGAUCGAGUGUGCGAUUAAAUCGAUCCCGCACGGGCUGCUAGUUUCUUUAUCCUUUUCUUCA